AUGGCAGAUAAGGAAACUUUCGACCUCGUCGAGGAUGCCCCCGGGGUCCACAACGUCCAGACAGGCAAAAUGGAGCAGGAUGCUGCCGCCAGAGGUACGCAGAGAGAGACAGAGCUCACCGUCCUCGCUGCCUUGAAGUACUACAAGAAGGCCGUGAUGUGGUCGCUCGCCAUCUCCAUGGCCACCAUCAUGGAGUCGUACGACCUCAUCCUCAUCAACUCCUUCUUCGCCCACCCGCAGUUCCAAAAGAAGUUUGGCCAGCCCCUGAACAACGGAACUGGAGGCUACACUCUCAGCACGCAGUGGCAGAUUGGCCUCUCCAUGGCCGGUCUCGUCGGCCUGAUCCCCGGCGUCUUUGCCAACGGAAUCCUCGUCGACCGCUACGGGUACCGCAAGGUCAUGGCUGCGUCCCACAUCUUCCUCAUCGGUGCCAUCUUUGGCACCUUCUUUGCCUCUUCAGCGGCGGUGCUAACUGUCGGAGUCAUCCUCAUUUCCCUGCCCUGUGGCGUCUUUGCUGCUGCCACUCCCGGAUAUGCCGCCGAGGUCUGCCCCAUGGCCCUCCGAGGAUACCUUACUACUUAUGUCAACCUGUGCUGGGUCAUGGGUCACCUCAUCGGAGCAGGUGUCCUCAUUGCGAAGCUCAAAGACCCGACCGAAUGGUCCUACCGACUUCCCUUUGCCAUCCAGUGGAUCUGGCCCCCCUUCCUCGCCGUGGCCUGCUGGUUCGCCCCCGAGUCGCCGUGGUGGCUCGUCCGCCAGAACAGGCUCGAGGAUGCCCGCAAAACCAUGGACCGCAUCCUGGACGCUCCGGAGGGCACCCUCAACAAGGACGAUAUCAUCGCCAUGAUGGACCACACCAUCCAGACCGAGAGGGCCAUGGAGAUCGGCGGGUCCUACCUCGACUGCUUCCGCGGCACCAACCUGCGCCGCACCGAGAUCGCCAUGAUCAGCUGGGGCUGCCAGAUCCUGCCGGGCUUCGCCAUCCAGAACUACUCGACCUACUUCUUCACCAUGGCCGGCCUGUCGUCCAACGACUCGUUCAAGAUGACGCUCGGCAACUACAGCAUCGCCUUCACCGGCACCGUGCUCUCGUGGUUCAUCCAGACCCGCUUCGGGCGGCGGCAGAUCUACCUGGCGGGCCUGACAGCGAUGCUGCCGCUCAUGGCGACGGUGGGCUUCCUCGACCUUGCGCCGCCGAGCGCAAGCAUCCGAUGGGCCCAGUCCGGCCUCUUGCUGACGUGGUUCUUCUGCUACGGCAGUACCAUCGGACCGAUCCCAUUUGCCAUAGCCGCCGAGGUGGGCGCGUCUCGGCUGCGCACCAAGACCAUCUCACUGGGGAGAAACACGUACUACUUCCUGAGCGUCGUCAACACGGUCGUGGCGCCUUACAUGCUCAACCCCACGGCGGGCAACCUCAAGGGCAAGGCGGCGUUCCCGGCCUUCGGGCUGACGGUGAUCCUUCUCGUGUGGACCUUCUUCAGGCUGCCAGAGACCAAGGGUCUUACUCCGGAGACGCUCGAUCACUUGUUCCACCAGAGAGUGCCGGCUCGGAAGUUCAAGGAAGAGGCCAAGCACUUCCAGUAA
Thyridium curvatum is the source of this 1584-nucleotide messenger RNA. RefSeq lists its product as uncharacterized. The record is from RefSeq and is a predicted model, not a curated record. The transcript has 4 exons. Gene Ontology annotation, biological process: carbohydrate transport; transmembrane transport. Gene Ontology annotation, molecular function: carbohydrate:proton symporter activity. Lineage: Eukaryota; Fungi; Ascomycota; Sordariomycetes; Thyridiales; Thyridiaceae. Bases 1 to 1584 code for a protein of 527 amino acids. Gene Ontology annotation, cellular component: membrane.